This is a messenger RNA of Lachancea dasiensis, 684 nucleotides long. Lineage: Eukaryota; Fungi; Ascomycota; Saccharomycetes; Saccharomycetales; Saccharomycetaceae. The record is from the annotation of a GenBank genome assembly.
AUGUUUGCCAGAAGAGUCGCACAAAAAGCUCCAGGCAUGGCCCAUGUCAUUGCCAAGAGAUCCAAGGUCACUUUGCCAGACUUGGACUGGGACUUUGGCGCGUUGGAACCGCACAUCUCCGCGCAGAUCAACGAGUUGCACUACUCCAAGCAUCACCAGACGUACGUGAACGGCUUCAACGCCGCGUCAGAGCAGUUUGGCGAUCUGCAGUGCAAGUUGACCGGGGAUCCCCAGCAGGACACGGCUGUGGUCAAACAGCUGGUUGCUCUGCAACAGAACAUCAAGUUCCACGGGGGUGGAUUCACCAACCACUGUUUGUUCUGGAAGAACUUGGCUCCUUCGUCGCAGGGCGGUGGGGAGGCCCCAACGGGAGCCCUGGCCAAGCAGAUAGAGACGCAGUUCGGAUCCCUGGACAACCUCAUUGGGCAGACCAACACCAAACUGGCCGGAAUCCAGGGCUCGGGAUGGGUUUUCCUCGUCAAGAACGCCGAAAACGGCGGCCAACUGCAGCUCGUCCAGACUUAUAACCAAGACACCGUCACCGGGCCAUUGAAGCCAAUUGUGGCCAUCGACGCUUGGGAACACGCCUACUACCUACAAUACCAAAACCGCAAGGCCGAAUACUUCAAGGCCAUUUGGAAUGUUAUCAACUGGAAGGAGGCUGCUAAGAGAUUCGAGGCCUAA